UCCAGCCGCCAGCAACCAGAUUCGACACUCUAGGGUUUCAUUUCUUCCUCUGCGUUUCUCUCUCGCGCGCUCACACACAGGAAUCGUUCUGCAGAUUCGCAAGAAUCGAAGGCCGUCUUCUGUCUCUAUUUUCUGAUCGGAAAUCGAAGGUCGUUUCGUUUGUUGUGGCUAUUUGCUGAUAGGAAGUCGAAGGUCCAUCUGAAAAUUGCAGGUAAUUAUUAUAGUGCAUUGGAAAGAGUUUCUUCUACCACUCUCAACUAAUGGGAUUAUGUGACUAAAUUCACAUUAAUUAUUAAGCUCACUCUCCAAUCAUUACAAAGACACCAUGAAUUUUAUCAUGCUUUCUCGAACAAUGCGCAGUUGUGGCGUGCUUCGCGAAAUAACAGGAUCCUUGCAAUGUCGCUCCUUCCAAACCGACUUUAUCGCAAGAGAUCCCAAGGCCAAGCCCAUAAAGUACAAGUAUCCUGAUUUCUAUAAUCCAUAUGGCCCUAGACCACCACCUUCUGAUAAAAUUGUGGAGCUUGCAGAACGUAUUGCUGCUUUACCAUCUGAAGAACGGGUUCAAAUUGGUCCCACUCUCAGGGAAAAGCUUCUUCAUCCUAAGAUGCAAGUGAUAGCUACAGAAGGCAUGGAUUUAGGUGGUGCCCAGGGAGGGUCGGCUGGACCUGCAAAAGAGGAAAAGAAAGCUGAAAAAAUAGCAUUUGACAUCAAGUUAGAGAAAUUUGAUGCAGCCUCGAAAAUCAAAGUGAUUAAAGAGGUACGAGCUUUUACAAAUCUAGGGUUGAAGGAAGCCAAAGAUCUGGUGGAGAAGGUCCCUGUCAUACUUAAACAAGGGGUUACAAAGGAGGAAGCCAAUGGUAUAAUAGAGAAGAUAAAGGCUGUUGGAGGAGUGGCUAUUAUGGAGUGAAGCUUUGCGGUUUUCAUGUAAGGUAAUUGUGUUCAAUUUAUGAAGUGAAUCUAGGCUUCCUCUUUUUUCUGUUGCUCCUUAUUUAACUAUGAUGCCAUCUUUUUUGUUGAGAAAUUGGAGUUAUAUCUCGAUUCUAUAACCAGAAAUUGCCAAAAUUGUAGUUGUACUUGAUUUUAUUUUUGGAAAUUUGGUAAAAACUAUAGUUGGGUGGUUGGAUCAUGAUCCCACAUUUUCUAGAAAUAAAUAAAUUUGUGUUUGGUGUAA
Molecule: messenger RNA, 1171 nt
Organism: Impatiens glandulifera
Lineage: Eukaryota; Viridiplantae; Streptophyta; Magnoliopsida; Ericales; Balsaminaceae
Product: 50S ribosomal protein L7/L12
Exons: 2
Coding region: 326-907 (193 amino acids)
Biological process (GO): translation
Cellular component (GO): ribosome
Molecular function (GO): structural constituent of ribosome
Source: RefSeq, a predicted model, not a curated record